AAGAUUUACAGCUCCACCCCACCACACUCCCAUCUCGCCAACACACAAAACAUUUGUUUCGCAUCACAAAAAUCUCGGGCGCUCCUGCUUGUGUGGAGUGUUGCCCCUAGUCCUGUUGCCCCCACUCCCUUCUUCCCUGGUGCUAAGGCGCAUGCACACGACAGUACUUCACAUAACGAUCUGCUGAGCAUUUUGCAUUUCGAUGGUUCCCAUCAUCAUGGCUCUGGCUUGGACCUCCAUCUUGGAUCAGACCGCCAAUCUCGGCGCGCUUCCUCAGCAACAACAGCAGCAGAACGGCGACGAGCUUCCGACCAGCAAGCCCUACAGGAGCUCCGAACCCGCUCUUGAACCAUCCCGCGAUGCACGCAACCUCGCUCCCCCAAUUGGACGUAAACCGCGUCCCGGCCCUCUAUUAAUUCCCGAAAUCGUACCCCCUCCGCCUACCCCGCUUCCGCUUCCGCCGCCCCCUCAGCUGCGCGAUGGUCACCAGAAAGCGCGCGCGUCCGCGCAGCAACUGCGGGGGGCGGGAGCGGAUCCGCGGAAGGAUUCUCGCGCAAACGGCCCGCGCGGGCGCAGGCGUCAGCUCAAGGUCUGGGAUUUCUUGCCCGAGACUCCGCCGCCGGCUCUGCUGCGCGGAGCCCGCCCGACUGACGUGCGGAGCCCGCAAGCACGUGCGUGCGCGCAACAGCUGGGCAAUCAUGAGGGCUUACCUUAUGAUCUCCAGCCCGAGCUUCCGCCGCCAUCCCUGCCGGACGCGGGACUCGCGGACUCGGCGUCUCUCGCCUGGCCACGAAUCGGGGGACUAGCGCAAGAGCGGGGCGAAAUCGGAGCAACUCCUGCUUCGGGUGAACGCGCGUGCGCGCGAGGCAGCGGCUUAUGCGGCGGCCCUUGCACUCGCUGCGAUGGGCUCAGUCGGCCCAAGCGAUGGCCGUCGAUCGGCUUCCAUUUGCGACGACUCGACCGACAAGCAGACCCCAGUGUCCUCAGUGACCCCAUGGACCAACCGGCGGGUCCACCAGCCGCGGUCUUCCCCCGGCUCGUCGGGCUUCCGCCGCCUCCCCGCGGCUUCGGCUCUACUCCCGCGGAGCUGCCUCUUGAUACACCCCGCGCGUCGGGGGACAUGGCGGAACGAAGGGGUGGAGAGGCGGAGCUGGCGCGGAAUUUGAGCCGCGGAGGGCGGGCGGAAUUAUUCCCUGGAGCGGUCUUGGCGGGGGAUUGGCGGAAGCUUCCUCCGCCUGGGUGGUACCGGCGGCGAGAGUGGGGGAGCGGGAGCAGGCGGAGUGCAUUUGGCGGGGUGCCUGUGCGCACAUCAUCUGGAGCUGUUGCGCCACUUCCCGUUCCUUUGACAAUGGAGCAUGCUCCCCCUGCCAAUCAGUCGGGGAUUUAUUCAGGAGCAAUGCCUGUACAGAGCAGCAAGAGCUCUGUAACGGGGAUAGACUCCGUCCCCAGCGAGCCUGAGCGAACUGGUGACGAAUGCACUACGAAUGAAGUAGAUCCGCGCAACAAAUCCCAUCGCGCCACAUGUCUCCCCAUCAUCGGCGAAUCCAUCCAUGCACACGUGGCGUCCCUCUGGCAGGCUCUGCUGGCAGCAUCCAGGCACACGUGGGGAGAGCAGCGCCCACAGUUCCUGGGGGAGGUGGCAUCUGCGUUGCUGGGGGAGACAGUAUCCGGGGAAGGUGCACCUGAUUUCCUAAAGAGCCAAAAACCGGCAGGAAACACCCAGGGCAAUCUGGCCCUGAGAGGAGAAAACGGGGCGGUGGUGGGGGAGGCAUGGAAACCAUUGGAGGGGCGAGCUGAGUGUAGGCCAGGGGGGUGUGAGAGAAACCCCGAGCGCCGUGCUGAUUGCACUGAGCCGGGCCGGCCAUACCUCCGCAUGCGCUCCACUAACUUGGCCCAGCUGCACGAGCUUGACACGUGUCGCAAGCCCAUUGGCCGUAGCCCGGCUUCCAUUCUAGACUCGCCUGUUCCAUCUGACGACUCGAGCUGUGACUCCAGCCCUGAGCUAGUGUGGGCUCAACCCGCCCUCUCACUUGGGUACUAGGGCAGCAACAUCCUCAUGUGUUCUGUAGGGUAUUGACUACAGGGUAACUCUUUAGCGAUCAUAGGGUAACUCCUCGUUAGUAUAUUAGGGUAACUCUGGGUUCCCAGCCCAUGCCUAGUCUGAGCUUAUCUAGCUACCCGUAUCUGAAUAUUAUUGUGCUCAUCACAAGCUUACCGUAAUCCCCCGGAUAUAACACCCGCCGGAAUAGUCACUCCGUGGGUGGUUAAUACGGGGGGGAGCUUAUGAUAUGGUGCAUUUUUGAGAGUACCCGCUUUUCAGGCGACGAAUUAUACAUAACGCCCCCCUAU
This is a messenger RNA of Closterium sp. NIES-67, 2349 nucleotides long. NCBI's taxonomy places the organism in Eukaryota, Viridiplantae, Streptophyta, Zygnematophyceae, Desmidiales, Closteriaceae. The record is from the annotation of a GenBank genome assembly.